Messenger RNA from Lutzomyia longipalpis, 1299 nucleotides. Its product is annotated as protein FAM117B-like. The coding region runs from base 171 to 1283 and encodes 370 amino acids. The transcript is spliced from 5 exons. Lineage: Eukaryota; Metazoa; Arthropoda; Insecta; Diptera; Psychodidae. The record is from RefSeq and is a predicted model, not a curated record.
UGCUCAAUGGGGCACAAAGAAUGGACAAAAAGUGCAGUGAAAAAGUCAAUGAAAAAGUUCAAUAAAAUCACCAAAAUGUAUGUUUGGAAGUAAUUUUUUGUACAGGAAAAUCCCCUCUGGUGCAUCCAGAACCAUUUUCUGCAGCUCUGUGUGAGAUUUAGCGUGGAAAAAUGUCAAAUAUUGGGAAAAAUUCCGAGAGACUACAUGCAUCCCGUGAGGUUCCCCUGCGGGCUGUUUUGCCUGUAUCCUCCUUGCUGCGUGGCUAUACGCGACUUCCGAGCGGUACCUACUUUGGGGCAUCAGCUUUCUCACCACCGUUGCGCCAUAUCUCCCCGGAACACUUGGCUGCUGGACAUCGAAGCCCUGGAGCUGUGAACUACAAAGUUUCCGGGAAGCCUGUUGUACGACCAUUGGAGCCCUGUAUUCGUCGUACAGCAUCCCUGGAUGCUCUCACAACACCCCGACCUGUGUGGUCUACAGUCCAAACACAUCCCUCAUCUAUGCUCCUGCAUGUCGAUAAGGCAACACAGACAGAGGAGAGUUACUGUCAGGAGAUGAGUGGACGCUCAUCGACGGAUAUUUUACGCUCCGAUACCCCCACGGAGGGAGUUAAAAUUGAAAAAGUUAUCCGGCAGCGUCUCCAGCAGCGUUCACACUCACAGCGUAGCACUGAACAUGCCGUGCAGACGCAAUCCAGUCUCCCGGGAAGUGCCCUGAGAGCCAGUCCCGUGACUAUUCCACCCAGAAGUGGUGCCACAGGGCAUCUAAGACCAAUGCGGAGCUCCGUUGAGGGUCUCAAUCAGGAAAUUGAGAAACUCGUUCUCAUCCCAGGGCAGCAGCAUUCAUGUCGUCCGGAAUCCAACAGAAAUUUGUUUUCUCGCGGAACUCCGGAUGGGCAUCGUGCCCCCAUUGCUGAACUCCUGCACGGAGACACGCGUUCUGUGAAUACACAAACACCCCUGGGGGAUGUUUUUGUGUCAUCCGACGACAGCCAGAGUACGUCUCCGGAUGAGUCAAGUAGCCAUGGGGCUGGCAGCUACAGAGCCCCACCGGGUGGCAUAUCGAGUGCCUCACCGCGCAUCAAUAAAUUCCUAGCGCGUGAGCCACCAGAUGGGUGCGAAAAAGUCAAUUUGCGCCCCACUGAAUCCACUGAGCAAACAACAAUCUUCAAACCAUGCUUUGUGGGGGGGCUAAGACCAUCCUUGGGGAGUGCAUUCCAACCCCUUCAGCCACUCUCACCAAGCUCAGAGGAAGCCCCAUCGACGCCACCAAAAGAAAAAUAAAUGUGAUUUGACUUCA